This is a messenger RNA of Nymphaea colorata (pocket water lily), 529 nucleotides long. RefSeq lists its product as uncharacterized. The record is from RefSeq and is a predicted model, not a curated record. Bases 46 to 252 code for a protein of 68 amino acids. Lineage: Eukaryota; Viridiplantae; Streptophyta; Magnoliopsida; Nymphaeales; Nymphaeaceae. The transcript has a single exon.
GGGAAACAUUGGACAGAGAGAGAAGGAGAGAGAGAGAGGGAGAGAAUGGUGUUCUUCUGCUUCUUGGUGGACCAGAGGCGGACACUGGAGAGCAGCAAGCCGGCGGCCGGACUCUGCUCGAGGUGCAACGCCGGUGCGCGGGUUGCCACCAUGAAGACGUCCACCAGAUUUUGUAGUGUCCCCCUUUAUUCAAGGAACUGGAAAGCCAUCGUCUGCUCCUUUUGUGGCACCAUCCUUAAGUCCUAUGCUUAAUUGGCUACGCUGCCACCAUGAUCACCAUCAUCAACGUGCCACCAAUUCUUCCAUGUUGUAAUCAGAGAUCACAGUAGCCACAUUUAGGAGGCAGUGCCUUUGCCUAGCCAUUCUAAUGGUGAAAAUAACAGUUGAUGUUGUCCAAAUGGAAGAAGAAGAUGGAGGGGAAGGCAAGUUUGAUACGCAUAAUUUGUAACUAGUGAUGAAGAGAUUAGAACCAUUUACACUCCAUUGUCGUCUUACCUCUGGAUGGAAAUUAUAUAUAAUUUUCAAGGAA